AUGGUCCCAUAUCAUGAACCAAUUUAUGGCUUUUAUAGGGAACAAGUCUCCACCCGCAACAACAUUUACCUCCAUACCGUCUUCCGCGAUGGCGCCCAAACAAAGACAGUUCCUAUCCGCUUUCUCAUCGUCGACGCACUUACAUCUUAUAAUGUCCUCCUCGGUCGCCCUUCACUCAACACCCUUGGCGAUGUCGUCUCCACCCCUCAUUUUGCCAUGAAGUUUCCCUCCCCAUCUGGUGACAUCCUCACCAUUCAUUGCGACCAACGCCUUGCACGCGAAUGCUACAUGGCCAGCCUACGCCCAAAAAUCCCCAUCCUGCAAACCAAUCACAUUGAGCGACCACCCGACUCUGAGAUCACUUUGUCCGGUGACGAUCUUCACCGUGAUGUUCACCUUGAACCUGUUGAAGAAACUACCCCUUGGAGCUCCCAAAUGGCCGCUUCAUCAAACUUGAAAAAAUGUAAACUCGGCGAGGAACGACGCCUAGCAGCCAAGGCCGAGGCUGAUAAAUUACUGAGUACAGGGUUCAUCGAAGAAGCUCACUAUACCACUUGGCUCUCUAACGUGGCCCUGGUUAAGAAGGCCAAUGGCAAGUGGCAGAUGUGUGUUGAUUACACGGAUCUUAACAAAGCCUGUCCCAGAGAUGUCUACCCCUUACCCAAUAUUGACCGACUUGUUGACGGCGCAACCGGUAACAAGGUCCUCAGCUUUCUUGAUGCAUACUCCAGUUAUAAUCCCCAUGGCCGCAUCCGACACCAAUUACUUCUACAAGGUCAUGCCAUUUGGCCUUAA
This is a messenger RNA of Vigna unguiculata (cowpea), 795 nucleotides long. RefSeq lists its product as uncharacterized. Lineage: Eukaryota; Viridiplantae; Streptophyta; Magnoliopsida; Fabales; Fabaceae. The record is from RefSeq and is a predicted model, not a curated record.